CAGUAGGAUACGAACCGUGAAAGAGAAAACAUAUCUUAGCGCUCCGUGUACAGAACAUGUAAACAGUAGUACAGUUCGCCAGUACACGAGGAACUAUGUACGGAAGAAAGUUUGGUGAAUUAUUCGACGAUGAUUAUGUAUGGGAGGGGGCCCUGUUAUAGCUGCAGUAUUGCUAGUGAUGGAGAUUCAGUACCUAGUUCUCCCCUCUCCUUAGAUAUGCAGGAUGAUAUGGAGAGUGAGUGUUUCCCUUGUAUACCUUUAAACCGGGCUAAUCAGCAGGCAGGAGGAAGAAAGGAACCUGAUCAGGAUGUUUUUAUUAAAAGUGAACCCUCCUCUCCUCCUCCAUCCUUUUCCAGACCCUAUAUAUCCUCCAUCUCUACAACCCUCUCCACCUCUCCAACCUUCUCCUCCAUUAUUAAACUGGAGCCGGAGUCUGGAUUUCAGAUAAAACAGGAGAAUGGGUCGAAUUUAUCUAAACCUAAUCAACUAUCUCUUCUUAAACCUACUCCAAUUACAACAAGGAUACUGUGUCCGAAGGUAUCCAUUAAGCUUGAAGAUCCCUCUAGCAGCAGUUUAAACAGCUGUAAUAUAGCAGUCAGCAACAGCAAUAGCAGCAACAGUGGGAGCAGUAUGCUGGUCAGCAGACAGAGAAUACUACCUGCUCUUCGUCACACCAUCUCAUCUCCUCUCAUUUCUACACAGCUCAAGGGUAGUUCUGGAGUACUUUACCUGACCGAGGAGGAGAAGCGAACCCUAAUCUCGGAAGGAUAUCCUAUCCCUACAAAGCUUCCAUUGUCCAAGGCAGAGGAGCGAUCUCUCAAGAAAAUAAGAAGAAAAAUAAAAAAUAAGAUUUCCGCACAAGAAAGCCGACGGAAGAAGAAAGAAUACAUGGAUAGCUUAGAGCGGAAGUAUGAUAUAAUGCAAAGUGAAGCCAACUCCUGGAAAAGCAAGGCAGAAGCGCUUCAAGCUCAGAAUGCCGCGCUCGCGAAACAAGUUUCUGAACUUCAACAAAAACUUAACAUGGCGACUAAAACCGGUUCUGAAAUAUCCUUUAUUCUUCCUGAAUCUAUUGAUCUAGAAGAAAACAUACUCCAAGGAAAAAAUCGAGUUUCUGAAUUUCAAGAGUUGACAGCUAACUGUUUAGAUAUCGACGUCGAUUAAUUGAUC
Molecule: messenger RNA, 1167 nt
Organism: Eurytemora carolleeae
Lineage: Eukaryota; Metazoa; Arthropoda; Copepoda; Calanoida; Temoridae
Product: cyclic AMP-responsive element-binding protein 3-like protein 1
Biological process (GO): regulation of transcription by RNA polymerase II
Molecular function (GO): cAMP response element binding; DNA-binding transcription factor activity, RNA polymerase II-specific
Source: RefSeq, a predicted model, not a curated record